Messenger RNA from Culex pipiens pallens (northern house mosquito), 2170 nucleotides. RefSeq names its product mRNA-capping enzyme (gene mRNA-cap). The coding region runs from base 205 to 2052 and encodes 615 amino acids. The transcript has 8 exons. NCBI's taxonomy places the organism in Eukaryota, Metazoa, Arthropoda, Insecta, Diptera, Culicidae. Gene Ontology annotation, biological process: 7-methylguanosine mRNA capping; protein dephosphorylation. Gene Ontology annotation, molecular function: mRNA 5'-triphosphate monophosphatase activity; protein tyrosine/serine/threonine phosphatase activity; ATP binding. The record is from RefSeq and is a predicted model, not a curated record.
CAACACUGGUUUCGUAAGUUUGACGUUUAUAAACCUGAACUUAGCUGAUCAAAGAAUUUAUUUACGUACACAAUUUUCUGCCAUUGAUCAGUUAAAUUUCCAUAUUUUACCUUCGUGAGGACGCUUCAAAAUAUCGGAACAUUUCCGCCGUAUUAUAGGCAAUUGGAUCCGAUCGGAAAAGGACAAGACCUCGCGGAUGCCGACAUGUCUCGCGGACCUGGUCCCAUUCCGAACCGUUGGCUGCACUGCCCUCGGAAGUCCGAAACGCUAAUCGGGGACAAGUUUCUGGCGUUUAAGACACCGCUCAAGGAUGAUUUUGACUCGCAGAUGCCAAUUGAGUGCUGUUUCUCGCCGGAAAUGCUGUUCCAAGUGAUGAAGACCUACAAAGUAAAAAUUGGCCUGUGGAUCGACCUGACCAACACUAAUCGGUUCUACGACCGGUCAGACGUUGAGGACAACGGCGCCCAGUACGUUAAGCUGCAGUGUCGCGGGCACGGAGAAACACCCACCCGGGAGCAAACGAACGCCUUCAUAGAGAUAGUAGAGGAGUUUAACAGGGACCAUCCGAUGGACAUUGUUGGCGUACAUUGCACCCACGGAUUCAACCGGACCGGAUUUCUGAUUGUUUGCUACCUGGUUGAAAAGAAUGACUUUGCAGUGGAAGCCGCGCUGGCUGCGUUUGCUAAAUCGCGGCCGCCGGGCAUUUACAAAGAGGACUACAUUCGGGAACUGUUCCGACGGUACGAGGACGAAGAGGACGCGCCCCCGGCGCCUCCGCUGCCGGACUGGUGCUUUGAAUACGAUGAUACCCCCAACAACGGGCACGGUUCGGCCAUCAAUGUUCCGGUAGAUGAGUCGGACGAUAGAGCAGGCCAGCAGGCGGAUGAAAAUGGCGAAUUUUCCGGAAGUAAGCGUAAUCUCGGAGAAGACUCCGAGGAGUCGACCGGUGGCGCAAGCAAACGUAAAAAGCACAAGAAGGAGUUUGUAAACCGGAACGCCAAGUUUAUGGACGGUGUUCCCGGGGUGACGCACGUCAGCGACCAGCCACGGUUGGGCCAGCUGCAGCAGAUGGUUCAGAGCAUGUGCGGUUGGAGCUCGACGGGUUUCCCCGGUAGUCAGCCGGUUUCGAUGGACAACACUAACUUGAACUUGCUCCAUGUGAAGCCGUACAAGGUUUCGUGGAAAGCGGACGGCACUCGGUACAUGAUGCUGAUCGUGAAGAAGGGCGAAGUAUACUUCUUCGAUCGUGAUAAUUCGUGUUUUGCCGUCACGGGAAUAAGCUUUCCUCACUAUUCCAACCUUCAUAACCACCUAACGAACACGCUGCUGGACGGGGAAAUGGUAAUUGAUAAGGUGAACGGAGAAAAGAAGCCUCGUUAUUUGGUGUACGACAUUAUUCGCUACGAAAACGAGGACAUAUCAAAAAAACCAUUCGAUCCCGACCGUACAAUGUACAUCGAGAGACGUAUUAUAGGCCCUCGCACAGAAGCUAUGAAGCGCGGUCUGAUCGACCAGGCUCGCCAACCAUUCAGCAUAAGAAUCAAAGCGUUCUGGGACGUGACACAGGCCCAGGCACUUUUGGGACCAAAAUUCGCCAAAACGCUGUCGCACGACCCGGAUGGACUGAUCUUCCAACCGGCCAGGGAACCGUACGUGGCCGGAACCUGUCCGGACGUGCUAAAGUGGAAACCUUCCACGCUUAAUUCUGUCGAUUUUAGACUCAAAAUCGCCGAGGAAAGCGGAAUGGGAGUUUUGCGCAAAAAGAUUGGUUUGCUGUUUGUGGGCGGACUUGAGGCACCCUUCGAUAAGAUUAAAUUAACUAGAGAGUUGAAGGAGUUGGACAACAAAAUCAUCGAAUGUAAAUACGAGAACAAUGCGUGGGUGUUUAUGCGCGAGCGGACGGACAAGUCCUUUCCGAAUAGCUUCAACACGGCAAAAAGCGUUUGCCACAGUAUUCGUUAUCCGGUGACGACCGAGAUUCUGCUCAAUUUUAUCGACAAAAAAAGGUACAGAGAGGAAGACACGUUCCGGAUGCCCAACCCCCCGGAGUAAGAACAACGCUUCCAGAAAAAUAUCAGUAGUUGAAAUGUGUUUUAUUCUCGCCGACAAAAGAGUGAUUAAAAUGUGCAGCAGAAACUCUUCUAUAAAAUUAAAUACUCGAUUAAUUCGA